This is a messenger RNA of Papilio xuthus (Asian swallowtail), 1760 nucleotides long. Its product is annotated as leucine-rich repeat-containing protein 74A. The record is from RefSeq and is a predicted model, not a curated record. The coding region runs from base 51 to 1727 and encodes 558 amino acids. Gene Ontology annotation, molecular function: protein binding. NCBI's taxonomy places the organism in Eukaryota, Metazoa, Arthropoda, Insecta, Lepidoptera, Papilionidae. The transcript has a single exon.
UGUCUUCAAAAAGAUUUAUUUCAGAAUAACAGUUACAUUUGCUCCAUAAAAUGAGUUCUGAGGUAGACUUGGAGGUUUACUAUGAGAAGCAAAAUGAAAAAGAGGAGUCAGCACCUCCAGAAGGGUCAGUUUCUUCUGAAGAGCCUCCUAUGGAAGAAUGGUCUUCGCUUAUUCUCCAAAUACCUGAGGAAAAUAUCAAGAUUAUUAAUUACAGAAAAGGUCUGUACGACCCUGGCAGUGGCGAAAUAUGCACAAAUUAUAUACCUAUGUCUUCAAGUUCCAUUUUUCGACAUCCUUAUUAUAACUAUCCAGCAAUUGUCGAUCCAGGUGUCAAAGAGGCCCUUUUAGAUCCUGAACCAUUGAUUAUUUAUCCAGAAGAUGGUCAGGAUUUAUACUUAUCGUUGUGCAAAGAAUCUGGAUUGACUCCGAUAUCUAGUUUCCACAGACAAUUAUUGGAAAAUAAAAUUAAUUUGAGAUAUUACGGCGUACAGCAAAAGGCUUUUAGGGCGAUAGCAUUGUCUUUGAAAUCGAACACGUAUGUAAAUAUUUUGGACUUAACAGACAAUUGGAUCGAGAAGGAUGGUUGCCUUCAUUUAGGUGAAAUGUUGGGGGAAAAUUGCACGUUAACAGUGUUAAACUUGUGUGGCUGUAGGAUCGGACCUGAAGGAGCAAAACGGUUAUUUAUGUAUUUGCAUAAAAAUAGUACACUUUGCGAAUUGAAUCUGAGUAAGAACCAACUUUUUGACGAGGGAGUUGAAUAUCUAGCUGAGAUAAUAAUACGUGGAUCAGGAGUACGUAACAUUGAUUUAAGUCAUAAUAGCUUAACGGAUGCGACCGUUAUUAAUCUCGCAGAAGCCUUUGAAAUAAACAAUAAACUUACUCAUCUUAAUUUGUCAUGGAAUUUGCUUAAAUCAGCUAACCCUAUUUUUGAUUUAUGUUGCAAGUUACAGGAAAAUGAAAAUUUUUUAGCCCUCGACCUCUCCUGGAACACAUACGGGGGUAAACAGGUCGCAAAAUCUAUAAGCGUGCUUUUAAAAAAUCCUAGUUUCAUACAUCUUAACUUAAGUAACAAUAACUUUGAUAGUCAAGUAAUCAAUAUUAUAGUAAAAGCUUUAAGAGGAAAAUCGCAUCUUCUUACAUUAGACAUGUCAUCAAAUCCUUUGACGUCUACCGAUGCGUACAAUUUAUUGGAACCCAUGUUAAGGCCCAGAGUUAAACUACAAAAGCUUAAACUAGACAACAUAGCAGUAACAUCGGAGUUUCUAACACUUCGUGAAGAAGUUCUCCAAUUAGAAUGUCGCAAAAACGCUGAAAUCACUUAUGGUGACGUUAUCAGAAAAACUAUUCAUAAAACUGUGGAUUUGCGUGAUACAGUACUAAAUAGAAUAGAUUAUCUUUGUAGAACUAAAUUUAAGAAAGAUAAGGUUGAUAUUGCACUUAUAGUACUGACGCUAUACAAACUGGACCCUAAACCGAUGGAUACGAGACCAUUUUUGAGAGCAUUAAGAGAUCUCGGACUACCCUUGGAAGAUGAUUUAGCUAAUCAGUUGACAAAAUUAUUUGCGGGUCCGAUACGACCUAAAACAACUACUGUGAACUUGGCGGCGAUGGUAGAUUUCUUCAAACGUAAGUGGCCGGACCGUAAGCUCCCGCCCACACCGCCGCCCUCGCCGCCGCCUGAACCUGUCAAGAAAGGUCAUAAAAAGGGUUUAAAGAAAAAGAAAUAGUAAUCUUAGUGAUGUUAUAAGUUUUAACUUUAA